Molecule: messenger RNA, 984 nt
Organism: Pseudozyma hubeiensis SY62
Lineage: Eukaryota; Fungi; Basidiomycota; Ustilaginomycetes; Ustilaginales; Ustilaginaceae
Product: ubiquitin carboxyl-terminal hydrolase
Exons: 2
Coding region: 1-984 (327 amino acids)
Source: RefSeq, a predicted model, not a curated record
AUGGAACGGAGCGUUGGAGCGAACGAGCGGACGGAACGAGCAGCGGACACGAAAGAAGAAGACGACGAAGAAAGGCGAGCAAUCAGCACCAUGGAACCGUACGAACGGCAGAUGCGUCAAGCGAGAAGGUUGCGGCCUAGGCCUUUGCAGCUGCAAGUGUGCAUCAAGCUUCGCACUGGCCAGCUGAACGCUUUUAACCUCGACGUUGGCAACCCAAACCUUGCCCUGACUUCCUCUCGUUCAUCAUCACCCUUGUUGCUGGAACAAGUAGGGCAAACAAUCAAGCCGUCGAUAUCCCGAACAUCAAGUCGACUUUCAACAUCAAGCUCAACCGCAACAAUGACAAGCUCAGAGACAGCCAGGGCCAUCGUCUUUGUCAGCUUGGUCGUUCUCGGCUGUCUCAUCCGCACCUACAUCCGAACUGCCAACGGCGAGAAGGAAGACGAGGCACACUUCUGGUCUUCCCGCUUCAGUCAGCAACAAGAGCACACCUUGUCGAGCGAAAAAGCUCCCGUUCCCGCACAGCAUGGCGGCAUUCGUGCCUUGCAUCAUUUCGACGGCGACGCUCGUCGUCCACGCAGCACCAACACCUCGAGCGGCGAGGUGAGCCAGGCCGUAUCGGUACUUCACGAACAACCUCCACGCUUUGCGCCCUUCCUAGCCGAUACAGUCCCGGACGAGCAACACGGAGACUUCCUUCCUGCCGUUACCGCUUCCACAUCCUUGCAUCCUGGAUCGAUACACACCUGCGACGAAUCUGAAGUGGACGAAGCAUACGAGGACUGGGCGGCAAUGCACCACGCACGAGGUGCAGUCUCGGAGGAUGCCGAGACGAGCAUCGACAAUCUGCUGCAGCGAAGGCAGCUGCACAAGGCGAUGGGGAUGCAAUCGCUUGGCGACUUUGACGCGUUGGAUGCUAGCGGUGCAGAGACGCCUACGAUCUGGACCGCGCAAUUCCCUGCGGCUCAACUUCGACCUUACUAG